AUGGGGAUGGAGAGUAAGCCAGGUGCGAGCUUAGCAGGGACUGGGCUAGCAAGACUACGGUCGAUAGGUCUCUCAACAUUGGCGAAGGAGACACGUGGAAGAUCGGCAUUUUUGCUGGGUGGGCUGUUGGAUGUUGAGUGCAUCAGGACGUCAUCCUCUGGCAUUGCUAAGGACGCUUUCUUCGCUGACUGCUUCAACAUCAGGCUGACGACGCUCAUCGCUAUAGACAUUCGCCAGGAUGACUAA
Molecule: messenger RNA, 246 nt
Organism: Wallemia ichthyophaga EXF-994
Lineage: Eukaryota; Fungi; Basidiomycota; Wallemiomycetes; Wallemiales; Wallemiaceae
Exons: 2
Coding region: 1-246 (81 amino acids)
Source: RefSeq, a predicted model, not a curated record